AUGGCUUUAAUGCGCUGCAUGAACAUCAAUACAUUCGAGCUACAUGCCGGUACUCAGAUAAACUUCAAAGAGCAAGGCUAUGCCAUUCUAUCUCACCGAUGGGGAGCUAAUGAGAUCCUACUCUCUGAAAUUGGAAAAUUCGCCCGAGAAUUGAGACACACCAAGCAUCGUCACGCUUUGCCCCAACUGGAUAAGAUUCUCGGUGCUUGCAUCACCGCCAGAAAACAAGGACUCCAGUGGAUUUGGAUCGACAACUGCUGUAUCAAUAAGUCUGACAGCUCUGAACUAUCUGAAUCGAUUAACUCAAUGUUCAAAUGGUAUAGCGAAGCUGUGGUCUGUUUGACAUAUCUUUCUGAUGUGCGCCGAACACCGGAAAGUCAGGUUGGAUCUCAAGUCUUUCGGAGCUUCGAGACAGGUGAUAUGUCGAAAUGGUUCACACGUGGAUGGACAUUGCAGGAGCUUCUCGCACCGCGGAAGCUCCUUUUCUAUGAUGCGGACUGGAAUUAUCUUGGAUCGAAGGGAGACUUGGCAGAAGCUAUCGAGGACGUUACUGGUAUUAGUGCACACUAUCUGACUGGCCAGGAAGACUUCCGAGUAGCCUGUAUUGCAGCCAAGAUGAGCUGGGCAGCAAAUCGCGAAAUAACACGGGAAGAGGAUAUUGCAUACAGUCUAUAUGGGAUUUUCAACCUCCACUUGCCUGUCCAGUAUGGAGAAGGCAAAGGAGCUUUUUUGCGACUCCAGGAUGCUCUGAUCGCCAAGAAUGACGAGUCGCUUUUCGCCUGGAAAAUGCCUCCCGACGGUCCAAGGUCCGCAUAUCAAAUCGUACCAGACAACAUGGUAGAUCUAGGACCAGACGAGUGGGGUCUUUUAGCUCCCUCGCCGAAAUGGUACAGUCAUUGUGGAAAGAUGACAAUACAGCACAAGAAGACGGUGAUGAGGCAACGAGGAGGGUUUACAAGAACGCCGCAAGGUAUCAGUGGUGCUAUUGGCAAGCGAAAUCACUACGUCACUGCUGUACUUACUGGAUUAACUGUUGUGGGAGCAAUACCUUUCCAAAUAUGGCUGGCUGUGAGACAGAGGACAACGCUCAAGUACACUCUCAAUUGUUGGGAACCGAACGAGGCUGGUGUACUGAGAGCCGUGCGACUGCACCUACGCCCUGUAAAGAGGGAUCCUCCAAUGUGGACCCGGACUGCGAGCCAAGGCUAUGAUUUGGUUAAAGAGUCACCUUCUACGGAUUAUGCUGCGGUCGGAACAGUUUGGCAGCCUCAGCUAUUCUGA
This is a messenger RNA of Fusarium coffeatum, 1281 nucleotides long. RefSeq lists its product as uncharacterized. Bases 1 to 1281 code for a protein of 426 amino acids. The transcript has a single exon. The record is from RefSeq and is a predicted model, not a curated record. Lineage: Eukaryota; Fungi; Ascomycota; Sordariomycetes; Hypocreales; Nectriaceae.